AUGGACAUGGGGACCARCGGUCCCAGCGCCUCAGCGCCUCAGCGGCGGCAGCAGCAGAGCAGUGGCUCUAUGGACGCUCUGUGCUGUGUUACUCAGCUUGUUCUCCUCACCCUCUCCCAGUGUCCCGCACCCCCAGUGUCCCGCACCCUCUCCCGGUGGCCCUUCACUGGUCUGUCCCUUCCCUUCUCGGUUUCCCUUCUCCCCCUACCGGACGGGGCCAUACUCCCGGCCCGGGCGGGGCUGUCCCCUCCCCGCCCCCGGGCGUUCCGCUCGGGACUCGCCUCCGCCCGGCUCUCGCAGCUCUGGCGGUGGCGCUGCUGGGAGGGCAUCAGUGGCUGGGUCCUGGGCAGCGUCGCCAGUCGCUGGCACCGUCUGUCCCGACUCCGGCCCCGGCCCCUCCCGGUGCCCGCGGGGGACACACGCGAGGAGGAUGCCCGGCCCGGGGCGGUCGCGGGGCGCUCGGGGCCGUGUGUGGCCCCGGGCCGAACUCUUGACAGCCGCCUCUCGCCCGCAGGGAGGGUGCAGGAGGCCCUGAAAGAGCGGUACCGGGUGGUUUCGCUGCUGGGGCGCGGCAGCUUCGGCAGCGUGCUCGGGGACGGCGCCCCGGUGGCCAUCAAAAGUGUGGCACGGAACCGCAUCCGUCACUGAGGCGAGCUGCCCGACGGCACCAGCGCGCCGCUCGAGAUCGUCCUUCAUGAAAAGGUUUUCACACGGUGCCGUGCUGCACUUGGGACACACCAGAGCGGAGCUUUGUGGGCAGCAGCCUGUGGCUUCCAGGCACCGUUUGAUAACACGUCCUAA
This is a messenger RNA of Malurus melanocephalus (red-backed fairy wren), 801 nucleotides long. RefSeq lists its product as uncharacterized. The record is from RefSeq and is a predicted model, not a curated record. Lineage: Eukaryota; Metazoa; Chordata; Aves; Passeriformes; Maluridae.